Messenger RNA from Cimex lectularius (bed bug), 8316 nucleotides. RefSeq names its product chondroitin sulfate proteoglycan 4 (gene kon). NCBI's taxonomy places the organism in Eukaryota, Metazoa, Arthropoda, Insecta, Hemiptera, Cimicidae. Bases 793 to 7707 code for a protein of 2304 amino acids. The transcript is spliced from 24 exons. The record is from RefSeq and is a predicted model, not a curated record.
CUAAUAAAUUACAGGCAAAUAUCGACUUCAUUCAAUGUUUCUCGGGGUUGUCUACUUAAACGUACGUUAAAAAUAACAUAAAGAAGUGUUUUUUAUUCUAGUCAAUAAAUACAGACAUACACCACAAAUACAAUAGGGGAUCAACAAGUUGUAGAGAAGAAUCUCUAUAGCAAGAAAACACCGCAUGCCUUCUGGAAAGCCGUCUUAAGGUGAAAAACUCGAGCAAUUUAUAACAAUAAAUCACAAGUACGAUCCCAGUAAUUGAUAAGACACAGUUUCUACGACGAAAAUAAUGAAUAUGAAACAAAGUUACAUCAUGAAACACCAAAAUGAGAAAGGCAAUUGUGAAAAACUACCUAUAUUGCAGGAAAACACCUCAAAAAGUUUGAAGAGCCAUCUCAAUAGGAAAUUAUUAGAAAAAUUUUAAUUUUACGGUUGCUAAAUUAUAAUAUGGUUGGGAAUUGAAUAAAUUUAAAUAAAAUAAAAUGUCUAAAGACUAUCGUUGAAACGAACAACUCGAGACGGCAAACAAUAUGGCUGCGCUGUAGAGGAAGGUACAAGGUAGUAGGUACUCUAUCCUCUAGUGCUAGUCGUUCCCAGUUUCCAACCCAUCGCUAAGCUCAUCUGGUAUAAUCAUCUCUGCUUCGAUAUAAACAUAAAUCAGGCUUAAAAAUAAAUAAUAAACGAUGAAUUUAUAAAUUGUGAUGGCCCGAUUGGAAUUUGUCCCGGACUGGCUUUUAUUAUUGAACUGGAAUUGAAUUAUGUCCUCGGAUUUAUCCCGUUGGGAAUACGAUGAUGGAAGUGUUCGCCUUGUUAAUCGCGUUGUUGUCUUUCUCCAAGGCGAUUUCCUCGGAAACGGCUUCCUUUUACGGCUCUAGCUACAUAUCCGUGCCACUGUUGGAAGGUAAAAACGUGACCGACAUCAGUUUUAAGAUAAUGACGAAAAAGUCGGAUGCCUUGCUACUCCUGGCCGCUGGGCAGACGGAUUAUUGCCUCAUGAAAUUAGUCUCAGGUCGUUUAAAAGUGUAUAUAAAUUUGGGUGCUGGAGAAUCGACUAUUGCUUCGCCACAUGGCCUGAGGCUGGAUGAUCUCAACUGGCAUCAUAUUUCAUUCACCCGAAAAGAUGCAGAUGUUACAUUGACCAUAGAUAAUAUACACGUAACUAGAGAAAAACUGAUGGGAGAUUUUUUCUUGCUGAAUAUUCACUAUGGAUUGUUUAUUGGAGGGCAGGGGGAAUUUUCCGAGUUGUUUUUGGGCCAUGGCGACUGGUUGAGGGGUUGUUUGUCCGAUCUGGUCUACAAUGGUGUUUAUCCACUGCAAUUGGCGAGAAAGCGUUUAGAACACUCUCAAAUCCAUGAUAUAUCGUGGAGCUGUGCUGCUGAGUUUGUUGCAAACGCUAGUUCUGAAAUUAGUUUUAUAGAUGAUGGCUCAUUUUUAUUACUUCCCAGUUCAAUACCACGGACAGGUGCAAGAUGGGAGCUAGAAAUAAAGACUACAUCGACUGAUGGAGUUAUAUUAUACACGAGCGGUGGCGGAGAAAAUUCUGACUUCGUAGGAGUGGAAAUUGUCGGUGGCAAAGUAAGAAUGAUCCUCGACAAAGGAGGAGGACCGGCCGAAGUGACAAACGAUAUUUACGUGUCUGACGGAAAAUGGCACAAACUCGUCAUUAAUUUUAAUCCAAAUAUUGCUCAAGUUAUUGUAGAUAACAAACCUACAAAACAAAAACUGACCUUAAGUGCUACAAGAUUUUUCGAUUUGGGAGAUGUGAUUUUCAUUGGAGGAGUAGAACUUAAUAAAAGGGCUCGUGCUUUAGGCCAAGGACUUCAAACUGCAGACACAAGCAUGAAAGGAUGUAUAAGAAAUAUUCAUAAAAGUACACAACUUAUAGGGCUCCCUGAUGCAAAGAUAACUCAGGGUUUACUUGCAAACUGUGUGUGGUCAUACCCAUGUAAUGAUAAUCCUUGCAAAGAACAUGCAUCAUGCGUACCAAGGGGCGUAAAUUCAUUUAUGUGUUUGUGCAGUGAUAAACAUUGUGUCAAGCAAGAAUUUCCAAAUGGAUAUACGGUUUAUAGCAAGACACUUCAAUUGGAACUGCUUGAACUUAACCCUAUAGUGAUGCAAGAAGGUGAAAAUAUUGUCAUUACGCCUGAACAUAUAAAUAUUGUACUUGAUUAUGCAAAAUAUGGAGUAAGGGAUUCUGGAGUGCUCUUUUCGACCGUUCCGAAUCAUUAUCCUAAACACGGCCACCUGGUCAUCGAGGUGUGGCAAAAGUUUGGAACCCCGCAAACAUUUACGCUUCUUGAUUUAAUAAGAGAUAAGGUCAUGUAUGUCCACGAUGGAAGUGAGAAUUUUGAGGACAACAUCCACUUGGACUUGGAAUUAUCCCCAGGAACAGGAUAUGUCUUACCAAGUUAUCUUCAGGGGCAACACAGAUUUAUAUUACAUGUGAACAUCACAUCAGUAAACGAUGCCCCAGUCAUUAGUAUACUGCCUACAAAGACAUUAAAAAUCCCUGCUGGAACACGAAAACUUUUGCUGCCAAGUGUUUUAAAUGCAACUGAUCCAGACAGCCCAAGAAACAAGCUAAUAUAUACCAUAAUAAAUGACGGUAGUGGUAGAUUAGAAAGAAUAAACCAGCAUGGAGUAGCGAUAACUUCGUUUACACAAGAGGACUUGGAUGCUAACAUGAUAGCUUAUUUCACAGAAGGUCCUACGAAUUCAAAUUCUAAACUCAUUUUUAAGGUCUCUGAUGGCUAUUCGACUACUACAUCCGAUCCAUUGAAAAUAACUGUUAUCCCUUUGGUUGUUCAAGUAUUAAAUAAUACAGGGGUUUACAUCCCAUACUCUAGUUCGGUGAUAAUUACUUCUAAGAACUUGACAGUCGUGACAAAUGCUGAAGAUCCAAUGCUUGAAAUUACUUUUACGAUUGUUAAAGACUGUGAGUUUGGAGUGAUAGAAAAAGAGGACAAUCUUGCUGGAGGUGAAUCAUGGCAUACUGUUUCAAAAUUUACAAACGUACAUCUUGAACAAGAAAUUAUUAGAUACAGACACACUAAAGGGAAACCUUCUCAGGAUUCUUUCAAAUUCACAUUGUCAGGUUCAGGUACUGAUAUUCCUACACAGUAUGAAUUUGAAAUCACGUUCAUCGAGCUUUCUCUUGAGAACCAUUUACAGUCACCUUUGAUGAUGAAUGGGACAGUCGAAGGAAAUAUUACAAUCGAAAAUUUAUCUUACAAAACUUACCCAAUUGAAACAAAUCCAAAAUAUAUUGUAUACACAUUAAACAAACUGCCUCAAUUUGGCAAUUUGCGUUCUGCGAAACACAACGAGAGAUUAGUCAUGGGUGACAACUUUACUCAAUUGGACAUAAAUUAUAAUUAUAUCAAGUAUAAAAUGUUCAGGACUUCUUACUCUUCGUUUACUGACGUAAUGGGAUUUACAGUUUCGACGUACCUUUGUCCCAUGUCGCUCACUGGCAAAAUGAAUUUCAUUUAUUCUCCUCCUUCUAAACUUCCCUUAUCCAUGAAAUCAACGUUAAAUGUUUUAAAAGUCAUGGAGGGCGGGACGGUUCCAAUUCUUCCCUCGGAAAUCAACAUCACUGUCGCCAAUGUGAAGUCUUUAGUGUAUGAGGUCUAUUACGGGCCGUUGCAUGGUAGAUUAUUUCUUGUAGAUCUAAUGCAAAACAGCACCGAAGACAAUGUCGUUCAUUUUACCCCAUCGCAAAUAAAUGCUGGGAGGCUGUUUUAUUCCCACGAUGGCUCCGAGUCACCGCAUGAUACCAUUAAAUUUGUAGCAGUUUCUAAUGUAGAAGAUGAUGUCAUGAUUUUUUCUGAACUGGAUAUAAAUAUAACUUUGGUCAAUGACAACGCUCCUGUUCGAGUUGUAUCUUCAGUGUUUCGAAUAGUCAAAGGUGGCCAACGUCUCUUGACUACAAAGCAUAUCAAAUUCAGUGAUGAAGAUAUUGAUUUUAAUGUGAACAACCUCGUCUACACUGUGAAAAACGGAUCUGGUGUUUACUCGUCUAUAACACACACUAAAAUUCAGCAAUUCACACAGGGUGAUUUAGAAGAAGAGAAAGUUUUAAUUAUAGAAAGCGAAUUGUCAGAAAAUCCUCUGUUAUUUUCAAUCAGCGAUGGAACACACGCAACUGAAUGUUAUCUUGACAUUAGGCCUUCACCUCCUUAUGUUGAAAUCACUAACAAUUCUCAUUUGGUGGUCUCUCAGGGGGGACAUGCGACUGUAACUACUUCCAAUCUUUUUGCCGACACAAAUAUUGACAUCCGAUUACAAGAUAUAAGAUAUUACAUUGUUAGUGGUCCAACACACGGUGAAAUUUUGAUCUCAGGGGUUUCAAAUAAGUCAAAGUUUCAUCAGCAAGACAUUGAAGCAGGAAAUGUCAUUUAUAAACAUUUAUCGAGUAGUGUCGCUCAAGAUCGCAUUCAAUUAAAAAUCACAGUGCAAGACAUUUACACUGAAGGGACAUUGGCAGUCCGUGUGUUUCCUGCAAUUUAUUGGGAGCCAUUGAUAGUCAUAUCAAAUGAAACUGUUCACGUUGAAGAGUAUACAGGUGUUGUUGUAAAGAGAGAAAAUUUACAAAUUCAUCAACCUGGGAUUCCGCCGAGCGACAUAACAUUUUUAGUAGUCUCAACUCCAAAACGAGGCUACUUAGAAAUUGAAGGAAACGAUGAAGAAAAAGGUGGAGAAUUUGAUGAAAAAGGCGGGAUUCGAGCGUUCGAUCAAGCCACUGUUAAUGCAGGGAAACUAUAUUAUGUUCAAUCAGCGGCCAAUGUUUCUGAAGACACUAUAGUUGUUGAUGUUACGAAUGGUGUAUCUUGGCUGCGCUCUCUUAUCAUUAAAUUUUUAAUAAUUCCUUCGAAGUUUUAUCUUAAGAAUUCUCGACUGACAGUCAUGGAAGGUGGUUCGGUUAAACUUCCUCAUUCUCUGUUUUGUACUACUGCCCAGUAUUAUAAAGACAAAAUCACUGAUUACCAGCUACAAACACAUCCAAAUCACGGCAGAAUUAUUAUGUCACCGAGUAACAAAGGUGUAUCAAAGUGGACAAACCACCAGACAAAAAUCAAUACAAUUAUGUAUGUGCAUGAUGGUAGCGAAACAUUGCAAGAUUCAUUUUCGAUAGUGGGUAAAGUUGGCUCGAAAGUGAGUGAACCUGCUUUUGUCGAAAUAUCUGUUACUCCCAUCAACGAUAUGAUACCUACCAUUCUAAACAAAACAAAUAUUAAGAUUUGGAAAGGUGGUAGUGAAAUAAUAACUUCCGAAUAUCUUGCUGUCACUGACAAGGAUACUGACCCGGAAAACAUCAUAUUCGUGAUUAUAUCAGCAUCCGGUGGUCAUGUCGCACAAUUGGAUGGUUUGCAAAGUGUGGAUAAGUUUACUCAGAAGGAAAUAAACACAAAGAAAAUUGUCCUUGUUCAUGAUGGUGGACAAGGAAAUUUGGACUUGGAUUUUGUUGUUACCGAUGGAAAAAAUAAGCUCGGGCCUAUAAGCUACACUGCGGAAACAGCUAAAGCAGUAUUAGAAUUGGUUUUGAACAAAGGACUGCAUGUUUUCCCUCUUUUACAAAAGGAAAUAUCUUCUUUAAUCCUUCAAUCUUCGUGUUCUGACAACCGUGAGAUUAUUUAUAAAAUAAAGAAAAAUCCAAAAUUUGGACAUUUAUUCCUUCGAAAAGAUAAAGGAAGACGAAUCAACAAUUUUACACAAAGCGACAUCAACUCAAUGAAUGUAUUGUAUGAGCACACUGUCCCAUUUAAAGAAUCUUCGGUACAGGAUUUCUUUGUAUUUGAUGUAAUUGCAAAAUUUGUGGACCCACUUAAAGACAUGACUUUUAAAAUAGAAGUGUCUGUGUUUUCUGGCGGGCUGGACCAAUACUUCGACUUUUCAUCAUCAACGUUGACUAUAGAAGAAGGUGGUUCUGCGUUCAUUCAUUUGAACACAUCUUUAAUCCAAGAAUUUCUUGUCAACAAUAUCAGCCUCGUAGAUCCAAAUUUAAUAGCGGUUCUCAUCCUCCAGCCACAGAAUGGUGUCAUUUGCUUCAACGAUAUUUGUAAUAUUACAACUUUUUCCCAAUUAUUUAUAGAUUCUGGUAAUAUUUUGUACCAACAUGACCAUUCUGAUACUCUCUCAGAUUCUUUCAUGUUUUCUCUUUAUUUGGAACCCGGUGAUGUUUUGUUACUGAAUAUUUCAUUUGUAGUCGAGGUCGAACCCAUUAAUGAUCAGCCAUUUAAUUUGAUUACUACCGAGCCUCACAUAAACGUCGUACAGGGUCAGAAAAAAGUGAUAACAAAAGACGAUUUGUAUACUGAAGAUCUUGAUACGGAUGCGAAUGAAAUUAUUUAUGAAAUAGUCAGUGGACCUAAUCUUGGUGUUGUACAAUUAAACAACAAUACGACUGUCACAUUUUCACAAGAAAAUGUAAAUAAUGGAGAAGUAUUUUUCAAACAUUCAGGCCCUCUUCAAGCUACUUCAUUUUAUUUUAGAGUUUCUGAUGGUAAAUUCACUCCAGUUUACACUGUUUUUCAUGUGACAGUUUUGAAGAUAUACUUGAACAUAACUGUCCUACAGCCUGUCCUUCUUCAACAGGGCAAGACUGUUGCUAAUAUUUCAAAAAAUAUUUUGAGCCUUCAUACAAAUGCAAACAAACAAGAUAUAAUUUUUAAUGUACUGACAUCCCCUAAACGCGGUUUAAUACAUGUUAAUGGUACUCAUUCUUCCUCAUUCUCUUAUAAUGAUCUAUUGAAUAAAAAUGUCUCAUAUAUCCAAGAAAAUUUGACUGCUCCCAGUGAUUCGUUUGAACUGAUGGCAUACAAUACACUGAACUUAGAUUUUGUGAUUAAAGGGCUGUGGAUCAAUAUUAGCGUUAUACCACUACUCAUAAUGGGGAACUUUUCACCCUUAUCUGGUACUAAAACUAAGCUAGAUUUAAGCACGUUGGAUGCCACACCUCUGGCAAAGUUAACUAAUUCAAAUCCAGUUUAUAAAAUUUUAAUGAAACCAAAAUAUGGCCAUUUGAAAAAAAUAAUCAGAACGACAGGCGAGUAUAAAAUUGCUAGGGAGAAGGAUGUAAUGAAAUUUACUCAUGAAGAAAUUCAAAUUGGCCUUAUUUAUUAUGUUAGCAAACCGACAAUUGAAACCGUCGAAGACAAGAUCCCGUUUUUAAUUUACGGAUCAAUGUUUCAACCUGCUGUAGGAGAACUGAGAUUUGAGAUUAUUGGUGAUUCUCCAUCAACAACAUUUAAACCGCCUAAACCACGUUGGCCUGGUGCGAAGCCGUCUGUCGAACAAGACAGUGUUCAAAUCGCAUCUCCAAACAUGAGUGAUGAUUACUUGCUAGGUGUUUCUUUGGUCACAGGCAUCAUCGCUUUAGCAUUGUUGAUCGUAGGCUUUGUCAGGUGUGGAUCAAAGCAUACCAAUUUUGAAGAUUCGAUCAAAUCAGAUUUACCCGAGCCUUUGCCUCAUCCUCCGGACAAUCUUCUUCCAACUUCUCCACAAAUCGCCAUGAGUGGCACACCCAUUUUAACCCCUGCUAAUCUACCACAAUGCAAGGUGACAAGCAAUUCUCUCAAUUCAUCAGAGCCUGAGUUGAAUUUAAGAUAUCCUUAUGGAGACGAGGAUUGGAGUAAUUUUAACGACAGCCGUAGGGAAUCAAAGAGUAACAACUUAAUACUCAGAAAAAAUCAGUAUUGGGUUUGAUAUUGUAUUGUUCCUAUUAAGGAUGUUUGAAUUUAUUAUGUGAAUAACUUCAUAUAAUAAAUUAUUUAACUAUACAAAAUACAACACAUUUAUAAUAGGGUAAAUUUACAGUUUUCUGAACUUUAGCAAUAAGUGUUGUUUUUUCCCAAAAUCUGUGAUUUCUACAUUCAUUUUAUACAUUUUAUUUCAUUUACAUACAUUUCAUUUUAUAUUUUUUUUAUCAGCUUUAAUAACGAAAUUUCGUUAACUAUUCUGCAUAUUCUUUCAUUGAUAUGACUAUCGUAUAAACAGAUAACAUUGGUCUUUUUUCACCAAAUUUAAAAAAAAGAAAUAAAUAAAAUAAAGUUUUUAAAAAUAUUUUUUCUUUUCUGGUGUAAGAAGCUAUUGUUGAAUAACUAUUAUACUCAUAGAUUUCAAUUUUAGAAGUUUUAAUCAGAAAUUAGUGCUUUCUCUGUUUGGUAUUUUUAUAAUGAGCGUACAUUGAAAACCAUCAUAAUAUCUUCAUGCUUUAGUUGUGUAUAAAUUAUGUGUCCCCCUUUUAGGAAAACAAUUAAAAUAUUUUAACAAUAGUGGAUAUGAUAAAUUGAUAUAAUAGUUUAAAAUUAUUUA